AUGAUAACAUGGCGUGAUAGAAGUACAGUACAAAUACAAAGUACUUGUAAAUCGCUUGACAGUAUGCUUGCCGAACCAAAAGAUAUGAUUGCAAUUAACUUUCUUAAAUCAAAUGCCAAAAUGUUUCAGGAAACUUUUUGGCUUGGAGGAUCAGAUCUAGCUGCAGAGGGUGUGUGGGUAUGGACAACUAGUGGACAGGGGUUUACAGUAACAGAUUGGCAUACAAGUACUAUACAUGAACCAAAUAAUGAGAAUGGAACCGAACAUUGUCUCAACAUGAAUAAACACUUGGAUUAUGAAUGGAACGAUGACAACUGCUGGAAUGAGAAUAGAUUUGCAUGCGAAAAACCGUGA
Mytilus trossulus (common blue mussel) is the source of this 354-nucleotide messenger RNA. RefSeq names its product perlucin-like. The transcript is spliced from 3 exons. Lineage: Eukaryota; Metazoa; Mollusca; Bivalvia; Mytilida; Mytilidae. Bases 1 to 354 code for a protein of 117 amino acids. The record is from RefSeq and is a predicted model, not a curated record.